Dipodomys ordii (Ord's kangaroo rat) is the source of this 1665-nucleotide messenger RNA. RefSeq names its product glycerol kinase 2 (gene Gk2). Gene Ontology annotation, biological process: triglyceride metabolic process; glycerol metabolic process; glycerol-3-phosphate biosynthetic process. Lineage: Eukaryota; Metazoa; Chordata; Mammalia; Rodentia; Heteromyidae. The record is from RefSeq and is a predicted model, not a curated record. Gene Ontology annotation, cellular component: mitochondrion. Bases 1 to 1665 code for a protein of 554 amino acids. Gene Ontology annotation, molecular function: glycerol kinase activity. The transcript has a single exon.
AUGGCAGCCCCAAAGGAAGCAGCUGUGGGGCCGUUGGUCGGGGCGGUGGUCCAGGGCACCAACUCCACUCGCUUUCUGGUUUUCAAUUCAAAAACAGCAGAGCUCCUAUGUCAUCAUCAAGUGGAAUUAACACAAGAGUAUCCGAAGGAAGGAUGGGUGGAGCAGGACCCCAAGGAGAUCCUCCAGUCUGUCUAUGAGUGCAUCGCAAGGACCUGCGAGAAACUCGUCGAAGUGAAUAUUGACAUCUCCAACAUAAAAGCCAUCGGUGUCAGCAACCAGAGGGAGACCACCGUGGUCUGGGACAAGCUCUCGGGAGACCCUCUCUACAACGCCGUGGUGUGGCUGGAUCUCCGAACCCAGUCGACGGUGGAGAUCCUGAGUAAAAAGAUCCCAGGAAACAAUAACUUCGUCAAGUCCAAGACGGGCCUGCCCCUGAGCACUUACUUCAGCGCCGUGAAGCUUCGCUGGCUGCUAGACAACGUGACCAAGGUCCAGAAGGCAGUGGAGGAGGGCAGGGCUCUUUUUGGUACCAUUGAUUCGUGGCUCAUCUGGAGUUUGACGGGAGGAGUCAACGGCGGCGUCCACUGCACCGAUGUCACCAACGCCAGCAGGACCAUGCUGUUCAACAUCCAUUCUCUGGAAUGGGAUAAGGAGCUCUGUGACUUUUUUGAUAUCCCCAUGGAGAUUCUCCCCAAAGUCUGGAGUUCUUCGGAGGUCUACGGGCAGAUGAAGAGUGGCGUGUUGGAGGGCGUGCCUAUCUCUGGAUGUCUGGGGGACCAGUCGGCCGCGUUAGUGGGACAAAUGUGCUUCCAGGAAGGGCAAGCCAAGAACACGUAUGGAACCGGCUGCUUCUUACUAUGCAACACAGGCCGAAAGCGUGUCUUUUCCGAGCAUGGCCUUCUGACCACCGUGGCUUACAAACUGGGCAAAGACAAGCCGGUGUGUUACGCACUGGAAGGGUCUGUCGCGAUAGCCGGCGCGGUGAUUCGUUGGCUCAGAGACAAUCUGGAAAUUGUAAGCACCUCCGAUGAAAUUGAAACCCUCGCUAGAGAAGCAGGUACCUCUUACGGCUGCUACUUCGUCCCGGCCUUUUCCGGGUUGUACGCGCCCUACUGGGAACCCAGUGCGCGGGGAAUCAUCUGUGGCCUCACUCAGUUUACCAAUAAGUGUCAUAUCGCCUUUGCUGCCCUGGAAGCGGUCUGUUUCCAAACCCGAGAGAUUUUGGAUGCUAUGAACCGCGACUGUGGAAUUCCACUCAGUCAUUUGCAGGUAGACGGAGGGAUGACCAACAAUAAAAUCCUCAUGCAACUACAAGCAGAUAUUCUGCAUAUUCCAGUAAUUAAGUCUGUCAUGCCUGAAACAACUGCACUGGGCGCUGCCAUGGCUGCAGGAGCUGCAGAAGGAGUAGGUGUUUGGAGCCUGGAACCUGAGGAUUUGACUGCAGUCAUGAUGGAACGGUUCGAACCACAGAUCCAGGCCACAGAGAGUGAAAUUCGUUAUUGCACAUGGAAGAAAGCUGUGAUGAAGUCAAUGGGGUGGGUCACAGCUCAGUCUCCUGACUGUGGCGAUCCCAGUAUUUUCUCUAGUCUGCCCUUGGGUUUUUUCAUAGUGAGCAGCAUGAUAAUGUUAAUUGGAGCAAGACACCUCUCAGGUUUAUUAGACUAA